CCUGAGGUAGCGCUGGGUUCUAACUGCAGCGCAGGCUCUGAGGAGCGAAGCUGCCGAGGGCGGAGUGGGGGAGGUACGGGCCGGCGCCUCGGCCGGCCAUAGGCAGAGACGGCCGCCUCGGGCUGUCAAUCCCGCCGCUUCGGCGUGGUCCUGCCUCCGCCGACGCAGCGUCGCUGGACGCGGGGCGCCGCGGGGGCUGCCGGGACGGGCCCAAGAUGGCCGGGCGCGCUGGUUCCGCUUCUGCCCCCGGCCGCGAACCUCAUUCAUUGCCUCGCUGCUGAGGGGCGCCGCGUCGCCGCGAGCCGGCCCGAGGCCGCUGGGGGCUGCCCUGCGGGGUGAGAGGCCGCCAUGGCGACCCUGGAAAAGCUGAUGAAGGCCUUCGAGUCCCUCAAGUCUUUCCAGCAGCAGCAGCAGCAGCCGCCGCCAGCGCCGCCGGCGCCUCAGCCGUCUCAGCCGCCGCCGCCGCCGCCCGCGCAGCCGCCGCCGCCGCCGCCGCCCGCGCAGCAGCCGCCCCCGCUGCCGUCCCCGCCGCCGCCUCCCGGCCCGGCGAUGGCCGAGGAGCCGCCGCACCGACCAAAGAAAGAACUUUCAGCCACCAAGAAAGACCGCGUGAAUCAUUGUCUCACAAUAUGUGAAAACAUAGUGGCACAAUCUCUCAGAAAUUCUCCAGAAUUUCAGAAACUCCUAGGCAUCGCUAUGGAGCUCUUCCUGCUAUGCAGUGACGAUGCGGAGUCGGAUGUCAGGAUGGUGGCUGACGAAUGCCUCAACAAAGUCAUCAAAGCUUUGAUGGAUUCUAAUCUUCCAAGGUUACAGUUAGAACUCUAUAAGGAAAUUAAAAAGAAUGGUGCCCCUCGAAGCCUGCGUGCUGCCCUGUGGAGGUUUGCUGAGCUGGCUCACCUGGUUCGGCCUCAGAAAUGCAGGCCUUACCUAGUAAACCUCCUGCCGUGCCUGACGCGAACAAGCAAGAGACCUGAGGAAUCAGUCCAGGAGACCCUGGCUGCAGCUGUUCCCAAAAUUAUGGCUUCGUUUGGAAAUUUUGCGAAUGACAAUGAAAUUAAGGUUCUCUUAAAGGCUUUCAUAGCGAACCUGAAGUCGAGCUCCCCUGCUGUCCGGCGCACGGCGGCCAGCGCGGCUGUGAGCGUCUGCCAGCACUCGCGGAGGACCCAGUACUUCUACAGCUGGCUGCUGAACGUGCUCUUAGGUCUGCUGGUUCCUGUGGAGGAAGAACAUUCCACGCCGCUGGUCCUGGGCGUGCUGCUCACGCUGCGGUAUCUGGUGCCCUUGCUGCAGCAGCAGGUCAAGGAUACGAGCCUGAAAGGCAGCUUUGGGGUGACACGGAAAGAAAUGGAAGUCUGUCCCUCAGCAGAGCAACUUGUGCAGGUUUAUGAACUGACUUUGCAUCACACACAGCACCGAGACCACAACGUUGUCACUGGGGCGCUGGAACUGUUGCAGCAGCUCUUCCGGACUCCCCCACCAGAGCUGCUGCACGCGCUGACCACGCCGGGGGGCCUCGGGCAGCUCCCUGCGGCCGAAGAGGAGUCUGCUGGCCAGAGUCGCAGUGGGAGCAUUGUGGACCUUCUCGCUGGAGGGGGUUCCUCAUGCAGCCCUGUCCCUUCAAGAAAGCACAAAGGCAAAGUGCUCUUAGGAGAAGAAGAAGCCUUGGAAGAUGACUCUGAGUCGAGAUCGGACGUCAGCAGCUCAGCCUUUGCAGCCUCAGUAAAGAGUGAGAUCGGGGGAGAGCUGGCAGCCUCUUCAGGGGUCUCCACUCCUGGUGCUUCGGGUCACGACAUCAUUACCGAGCAGCCCAGGUCGCAGCACACAUUGCAGGCGGACUCGGUGGACUUGUCCAGCUGUGACCUGACCAGUGCUGCCACUGAUGGGGACGAGGAGGACAUCUUGAGCCACAGCUCCAGCCAGAUCAGUGCUGUCCCAUCCGACCCUGCCAUGGACCUCAACGAUGGGACCCAGGCCUCUUCACCCAUCAGUGACAGCUCCCAGACCACCACUGAAGGGCCAGAUUCAGCUGUGACCCCAUCUGACAGUUCUGAAAUUGUGUUAGACGGCGCCGACAGCCAGUACUCGGGCACGCAGAUCGGACAAGCCCAGGACGAAGACGAGGACGCCGCCGAUGCCUUCAGGAGCUCCUCCCUCGCCCUUCAGCAGGCACACUUACUGAGGAGCACGGGUCACAGCAGACAGCUGUCCGACAGCAGUGUCGAGAAGCUUGCCGCAAGAGACGAAGCUGCCGAACCCGGGGCGCAGGAGAGCAAGCCAUGUCGAAUCAAAGGUGACAUAGGACAGUCUGCCGAUGGUGAUGCUGCCCCUCUCGUCCACUGUGUCCGCCUGUUAUCUGCUUCGUUCUUGUUGACUGGCGAGAAGAACGUGCUGGUUCCAGACAGGGACGUGCGGGUCAGCGUGAAGGCCCUGGCCCUCAGCUGCGUAGGGGCAGCAGUGGCCCUUCAUCCGGAGUCCUUCUUCAGCACGCUGUAUAAAGCACCUCUUGACGCUGUGGAACACCGAGAGGAGCAGUACAUCUCAGACAUCUUGAACUACAUCGAUCAUGGAGACCCACAGGUCAGAGGAGCCACCGCCAUUCUCUGUGGGACCCUAAUCUCCUCCAUCCUCAGCAGGUCUCGCUUCUGUGUGGAGGACUGGAUGGGCACCGUUAGAACCCUGACAGGAAAUACAUUUUCUCUGGCGGAUUGCGUUCCUUUGCUGCAGAAGACUUUGAAAGAUGAAUCUUCUGUUACUUGCAAGUUGGCUUGUACGGCUGUGAGGCAUUGCAUCGCGAGCCUGUGCAGCAGCAGCUACAGCGACUUGGGCUUGCAGCUGAUCAUCGAGCUGCUGGCCCUGAAGAACAGCUCCUAUUGGCUGGUGAGGACAGAGCUCUUGGAAACUCUUGCAGAGAUCGACUUUAGGCUGGUGAGCUUUCUGGAGGCGAAAGCCGAGAGUCUGCAUAGAGGCGCUCACCAUUACACAGGGCUUUUAAAACUGCAAGAACGAGUGCUGCAUAAUGUUGUCCUCCAUCUGCUUGGGGACGAAGACCCCCGGGUGCGACGUGUUGCUGCAGCGUCCUUGAUAAGGCUUGUCCCAAAGCUGUUUUACAAGUGUGACCAAGGACAGGCGGACCCAGUAGUGGCCGUGGCAAGAGAUCAAAGCAGUGUUUACCUGAAACUUCUCAUGCACGAGACACAGCCUCCUUCUCACUUCUCCGUUAGCACCAUAACCAGAGUAUACAGGGGCUACAGCUUACUGCCAAGCAUAACCGACGUCACUACGGAGAAUAACCUCUCGAGGGUCAUCGCCGCGGUCUCUCACGCGCUCAUCACGUCGACCACGCGGGCACUCACAUUCGGAUGCUGUGAAGCUCUGUGUCUCCUUUCAGCGGCCUUUCCGGUGUGCACCUGGAGUUUAGGCUGGCACUGUGGAGUGCCCCCUCUGAGUGCCGCCGACGAGUCCAGGAAGAGCUGCACCGUUGGCAUGGCCACCAUGGUCCUCACGCUGCUGUCGUCUGCCUGGUUCCCACUGGACCUCUCGGCCCACCAGGACGCUCUGAUUGUGGCUGGGAACCUGCUGGCAGCCAGCGCUCCCAAGUCUCUGAGAAGUUCCUGGACCUCCGAGGAAGAGGCCGGCUCUGCAGCCGCGAGGCAGGAGGAGGUGUGGCCAGCGCUGGGCGACCGGAGCCUGGUGCCCAUGGUGGAGCAGCUGUUCUCCCACCUGCUGAAGGUGAUCAACAUCUGUGCUCACGUCCUGGACGAUGUGGCGCCUGGGCCGGCAGUCAAGGCAGCCUUGCCUUCCCUAACAAACCCCCCUUCGCUGAGUCCCAUCCGGCGGAAAGGAAAAGAGAAAGAACCAGGAGAACAAGCCUCCGCUCCCUUGAGUCCCAGGAAGGGCGGUGAGGCCGGCGCAGCCUCUAGACAAUCAGAUCCCCCAGGGCCCGUCACCACAAGCAAGUCCUCGUCCCUGGGGAGCUUCUGUCACCUUCCUUCGUACCUCAAAUUACACGAUGUCCUGAAAGCCACUCACGCCAACUACAAGGUGACCCUGGACCUGCAGAACAGCUCGGAGAAGUUCGGGGGGUUCCUGCGCUCCGCCUUGGACGUCCUCUCGCAGCUCCUGGAGCUGGCCACACUUCAGGACAUCGGGAAGUGUGUGGAAGAGAUCCUUGGAUACCUGAAAUCCUGCUUCAGUCGAGAACCGACGAUGGCGACAGUCUGUGUCCAGCAGCUGUUGAAGACUCUCUUUGGGACGAACUUGGCCUCCCAGUUUGAUGGCGUAUCUUCCAACCCCAGCAAGUCUCAAGGCCGAGCACAGCGCCUUGGCUCCUCCAGCGUGCGGCCGGGCUUGUAUCACUACUGCUUCAUGGCCCCCUACACCCACUUCACGCAAGCCUUAGCUGACGCCAGCCUGCGGAACAUGGUGCAGGCGGAGCAGGAGCAUGACACGUCAGGAUGGUUUGAUGUACUGCAGAAAGUGUCUACGCAAUUGAAGACAAACCUCACGAGUGUCACAAAGAACCGUGCAGAUAAGAAUGCUAUUCAUAAUCACAUCCGUUUAUUUGAGCCUCUUGUCAUCAAAGCGCUGAAACAGUACACCACGACGACCUCGGUGCAGUUACAGCGGCAGGUUCUAGAUUUGCUGGCACAGCUGGUUCAGCUGCGAGUUAAUUACUGUCUUCUGGAUUCAGAUCAGGUGUUCAUCGGGUUUGUGCUGAAGCAGUUUGAGUACAUGGAAGUGGGCCAGUUCAGGGAAUCAGAGGCAAUUAUUCCAAACAUCUUUUUCUUCCUGGUAUUACUGUCUUAUGAGCGCUAUCAUUCCAAACAGAUCAUUGGGAUUCCCAAAAUCAUUCAGCUCUGUGAUGGCAUCAUGGCCAGUGGCAGGAAGGCUGUGACACACGCCAUACCUGCUCUGCAGCCCAUCGUCCACGACCUCUUCGUGUUACGGGGAACAAAUAAAGCUGAUGCAGGACGAGAGCUUGAGACCCAGAAGGAGGUGGUGGUGUCGAUGCUGCUGAGACUCAUCCAGUACCACCAGGUCCUGGAGAUGUUUAUUCUGGUCCUGCAGCAGUGCCACAAGGAGAAUGAGGACAAGUGGAAGCGGCUGUCUCGCCAGGUUGCUGACGUCAUUCUCCCGAUGCUAGCCAAGCAGCAGAUGCACAUCGACUCUCAUGAAGCUCUUGGAGUGUUAAACACCUUGUUUGAAAUUUUGGCCCCUUCCUCCCUCCGUCCGGUGGACAUGCUUUUGCGGAGUAUGUUCGUCACCCCAAGCACGAUGGCAUCUGUGAGCACUGUUCAGCUGUGGAUAUCAGGAAUCCUGGCCAUUUUGAGGGUUCUGAUUUCCCAGUCAACAGAGGACAUUGUUCUUUCUCGGAUUCAGGAGCUCUCCUUCUCUCCGUAUUUCAUCUCCUGUCCAGUGAUUCACAGGUUAAGAGAUGGGGAUGAGAACGCAACACCGGAUGGACAUAGUGAGGGGAAGCCAACGAAGAGUUUGCCGGAAGAAACGUUCUCCAGGUUCCUGCUGCAGCUCGUCGGUAUUCUCUUAGAGGACAUCGUUACGAAGCAGCUGAAGGUGGAGCUGAGCGAGCAGCAGCAUACCUUCUACUGCCAGGAGCUCGGCACGCUGCUGAUGUGCCUGAUCCACAUCUUCAAGUCUGGAAUGUUCCGGAGAAUCACAGCAGCUGCCACGAGACUCUUCACGAGUGACAGCUGCGAGGGCAGCUUCUACUCCCUGGAGAGCCUGAACGCACGGGUGCGCUGCAUGGUCCCCACGCACCCAGCCCUGGUGCUGCUGUGGUGCCAGAUCCUGCUGCUUGUCAACCACACCGACCACCGCUGGUGGGCAGAGGUGCAGCAAACGCCCAGGAGACACAGUCUGUCCAGCACGAAGUUGUUUAGUCCACAGAUGCCUGGAGAGGAGGAGGAUCCCACCGUGGCAGCCAGACUUGGAAUGUGCAACAGAGAAAUAGUUCGAAGAGGGGCCCUCAUUCUCUUCUGUGAUUAUGUCUGUCAGAACCUCCACGACUCGGAGCACCUGACGUGGCUCAUCGUGAAUCACAUCCAGGACCUGAUCCUCCUGUCCCAUGAGCCUCCCGUGCAGGACUUCAUUAGCGCCGUUCAUCGCAAUUCCGCAGCCAGCGGCCUUUUCAUCCAGGCCAUCCAGUCUCGCUGUGAGAAUCUUUCCACCCCGACCACUCUGAAGAGGACUCUGCAGUGCUUGGAAGGGAUCCACCUGAGCCAGUCGGGUGCCGUGCUCACGCUGUACGUGGACAGGCUUCUGUGCACCCCGUUCCGGGUGCUGGCGCGCAUGGUUGACACCCUGGCCUGUCGCCGGGUGGAAAUGCUUCUGGCUGCAAGUGUACAGAGCAGCAUGGCGCAGUUGCCGGUGGAAGAACUGACCAGGAUCCAGGAAUACCUGCAGAGCAGUGGGCUCGCGCAGAGACACCAAAGGCUCUACUCUCUGCUGGACAGGUUUCGUCUCUCCACAGCACAGGACUCUCUCAGCCCCUUGCCCCCAGUCACUUCCCACCCCCUGGAUGGCGAUGGACACAUGGCCCUGGAAGCAGUGAGUCCGGACAAAGACUGGUACAUCCGACUCGUCAAAUCCCAGUGUUGGACUAGGUCGGAUUCUGCAUUGCUGGAAGGUGCAGAGUUGUUGAAUCGGGUCCCUGCCGAGGACAUAGACGCCCUCAUGAUGGACCCGGAAUUCAACCUGAGCCUGUUAGCUCCAUGCUUAAGCCUAGGCCUGCGUGAGAUUUCUGGUGGCCAGAAGAGCCCCCUUUUUGAAGCAGCCCGGGCAGUGACCCUGGACCGAGUGAGCAGCAUCGUUCAGCAGCUUCCUGCUGUGCAUCAGGUCUUCCAGCCCUUCCAGCCUGCAGAGCCCUCAGCCUACUGGAGCAAGCUGAAUGAUCUGUUUGGGGAUGCCAGUCUGCAUCAGUCCCUGAUCACGCUGGCUCGGGCCCUGGCGCAGUACCUCGUGGUGAUCUCCAAGCUGCCUGCCCAUCUGCACCUUCCUCCUGAGAAGGAGGGGGACACGGUGAAGUUUGUGGUGAUGACACUUGAGGCCCUGGCGUGGCACCUCAUCCACGUGCGGAUCCCGCUGAGUCUGGGCCUGCAGGCGGGGCUGGACUGCUGCUGCCUGGCUCUGCAGCUGCCUGGCCUCUGGAGCGUGGUCUCCUCGGCUGAGUUCGUGACCCACGCCUGUUCCCUCAUCCACUGUGUGCGGUUCAUCCUGGAAGCUGUUGCAGUGCAGCCUGGAGACCAGCUCCUCAGUCCAGACAGAAGGAUGAGUGCGCCGAAGGCCGUCAGAGAGGACGAGGGAGGCUGCAGCACACAGAAGCCCAGCUACAUCGUCACAGCCUGUGAGAUGGUGGCCGAGAUGGUGGAGUGCCUCCAGUCGGUGCUGGCCUUGGGCCACAGGAGGAACAGCGGCACGCCCGCCUUCCUCACCGCCCUGCUUCGCAACAUCGUGGUCAGCCUGGCCCGCCUGCCCCUUGUCAACAGCUACACGCGGGUGCCACCCCUGGUGUGGAGGCUCGGCUGGUCACCCAAACCAGGAGGGGAUUUUGGAACUGUGUUCCCCGAGAUCCCUGUGGAGUUCCUGCAGGAGAAGGAAGUCUUUAAGGAGUUCAUCUACCGCAUCAACACACUAGGAUGGACCAGUCGCACCCAGUUUGAAGAAACGUGGGCCACCCUCCUUGGUGUCCUGGUGACCCAGCCCCUUGCGUUGGAGCAGGAGGAAAGCCCACCAGAGGAAGACAUGGAAAGGACGCAGAUCAACGUCCUGGCUGUGCAGGCCAUCACCUCCCUGGUUCUCAGUGCGAUGACUGUGCCUGUGGCCGGCAACCCCGCUGUGAGCUGCCUGGAGCAGCAGCCCCGGAACAAACCCCUGAAAGCUCUCGACACCAGGUUUGGGAGGAAGUUGAGUGUGAUCCGAGGAAUUGUAGAGCAGGAGAUUCAAGCGAUGGUUUCCAAGAGAGAGAAUAUUGCCACCCAUCAUUCGUACCAGGCGUGGGACCCCGUCCCUUCCCUGUCUCCAGCGACUGCAGGUGCCCUCAUCAGCCACGACAAACUGCUGCUGCAGACCAACCCCGAGCGUGAGCUGGGGAACACGAGCUACAAGCUUGGCCAGGUGUCCAUCCACUCCAUGUGGCUGGGGAACAGCAUCACGCCCCUGAGAGAGGAGGAGUGGGACGAGGAGGAGGAAGAGGAGGCCGAUGUCCCCGCACCGUCACCUCCACCCACGUCUCCUGUCAACUCCAGGAAGCACCGGGCUGGCGUCGACAUCCACUCCUGUUCACAGUUCCUGCUCGAGUUGUACAGUCGCUGGAUCCUGCCAUCCAGUUCAGCCAGAAAGACGCCGGUCAUCCUCAUCAGUGAAGUGGUUCGAUCCCUUCUUGUGGUCUCAGACCUGUUCACUGAACGCAACCAGUUUGAGAUGAUGUAUGCGACGCUGACCGAGCUGCGGAGGGUGCACCCUUCGGAAGACGAGAUUCUCAUCCAGUACCUGGUGCCUGCCACCUGCAAGGCAGCUGCUGUCCUCGGCAUGGACAAGGCUGUGGCCGAGCCCGUCAGCCGCCUGCUGGAGACCACGCUCAGGAGCGGCCACCUGCCCAGCAGGAUCGGAGCCCUGCACGGCGCCCUCUACGUGCUGGAGUGCGACCUCUUGGAUGACACGGCGAAGCAGCUCAUCCCCGUCAUCAGCGACUAUCUCCUCUCCAACCUCAAGGGCGUAGCCCACUGCGUGAACAUUCACAGCCAGCAGCACGUGCUGGUGAUGUGCGCCACUGCCUUCUACCUGAUGGAGAACUAUCCUCUGGACGUGGGGCCGGAGUUCUCAGCGUCAAUCAUACAGAUGUGUGGAGUGAUGCUCUCUGGGAGUGAGGAGGCCACACCCUCCAUCAUUUACCACUGUGCCCUCCGAGGCCUGGAGCGCCUCCUGCUGUCCGAGCAGCUCUCCCGGCUGGAUGCAGAGUCCCUGGUCAAGCUGAGUGUGGACAGAGUGAAUGUGCACAGCCCGCAUCGGGCUAUGGCGGCCUUGGGCCUGAUGCUUACCUGCAUGUACACAGGGAAGGAGAAAAUCAGCCCGGGCAGAACCUCGGACGCUAACCCCGCAGCCCCAGACAGCGAGUCAGUGAUUGUCGCGAUGGAGCGGGUAUCCGUUCUCUUCGACAGGAUCAGGAAGGGGUUUCCCUGUGAAGCCAGAGUGGUGGCAAGGAUCCUGCCUCAGUUUUUAGAUGACUUCUUCCCACCCCAGGAUGUCAUGAACAAAGUCAUUGGAGAGUUUCUGUCCAAUCAGCAGCCAUACCCGCAGUUCAUGGCCACCGUCGUGUACAAGGUCUUCCAGACUCUGCACAGUGCCGGGCAGUCGUCCAUGGUCCGGGACUGGGUCAUGCUCUCCCUGUCCAACUUCACGCAGAGGACCCCGGUCGCCAUGGCCAUGUGGAGCCUCUCCUGCUUUUUCGUCAGUGCGUCCACCAGCCCCUGGGUCUCAGCAACCCUCCCGCACGUCGUCAGCAGGAUGGGCAAGCUGGAGCAGGUGGACGUGAACCUCUUCUGCCUGGUCGCCACCGACUUUUACAGACACCAGAUAGAGGAGGAGCUCGACCGCAGGGCCUUCCAGUCUGUGUUUGAGGUGGUGGCAGCGCCAGGAAGCCCAUACCACCGGCUGCUGACGUGUCUGCGAAACGUGCACAGGGGCGCCGCCUGCUGAGUGCCCCCGGUGGGAGAGUGCGCGAGGCAGCGGCUCGGCCGGCUCCGCGCAGAAGCCAGUGCCCGGUGCCCUGCCUCGUCCCUCCGGGCUUCCGUUCACGCCGCGAGGCAGCCAGGCAGCGUGCGCGUCUGCCGAGAGGCACGAGUGCUCUUUGCAGCAGUGGCUGAGCAGGGACCACACACAGCGCUGUGGGGGUGCAGCCGAGUCCUCGGAGAGCAGGCGCAGCUGGGCUGCCAGCGCCAGUGCCGGUGCCCAGGGGUCGGUCUUUCUCCCCACAGUCACCUGCCGUUGCCGCCAGGUUGCGGCUCCCUUGGCCUGGGACGGAAGUCCUCACUCUUGCAGGCUGGUCGUCGGCCCCUCGCCGUCCCACAGGGAGGACACGAGUGCCGGCACCCGGCCUUGUGAGCACGUCUCCCCUGUUGCACCAGCGACCAGACGCACAGACCCUGUGGCCAGGCCAGCAGCUGGGGCGCCACACACCUGCGCCAUCCUCUGUCUCUGUUUUCUUCUCAGGAUUUAAAAUUCAAUUCUAUCAGUAAAGAGAUUAAUUUUAAUGUAA
Molecule: messenger RNA, 10270 nt
Organism: Oryctolagus cuniculus (rabbit)
Lineage: Eukaryota; Metazoa; Chordata; Mammalia; Lagomorpha; Leporidae
Gene: HTT
Product: huntingtin
Biological process (GO): microtubule-based transport
Cellular component (GO): cytoplasm; nucleus
Source: RefSeq, a predicted model, not a curated record